Molecule: messenger RNA, 615 nt
Organism: Seminavis robusta
Lineage: Eukaryota; Bacillariophyta; Bacillariophyceae; Naviculales; Naviculaceae
Source: the annotation of a GenBank genome assembly
AUGCCAAAAACUUGGAAAAACUAUUUGCAGGACCGCGAGAUUGUGCAGGUAUGGAACAACGGGCAACAAGAACAGUUACUAAAGAAACGAAUCAUUGACUCUAUUCGAAAGGGCGAGUAUCAUAUUGCCGAACUAGAAGACGACACUGUGGGGCGACACGACACGUUGGCUGGACAUGGUCGAGUUUCUCAUGCCCGUCGGCACUAUUGUUCUCCAUGUAUGCGAGGGAAUCUUUUAUUGGCGUUGCGAUUCCUGUGCGACACAGAACUGAAGUCUGAAUUGGUGUCGGGGCACGAUUUUGGUUGGUUUUUAGCAUGGCAAGAUGACAACAACCAAGAGAAUUACCUGGUUCAUAUUUUUACGUUUCAACCGUACCACGAGGUCAAGUUCUUCCUGGUCGGUGGGCCCGAACAUGAUACGGUGGAUGUCAUGAGAGCUUGGAAAGGAGAAGAAGAAGAACAAUCUACUACUUUGGAAUCAUCUAGUAGUAGGCCUUUGGUUCGUCCUGGGGGCCUGAUCGAUAGCGAUGACGAUGAUGACGAUGACGACCUCGAAAUCGUACCAAGAAACAAUCCAACGCCAGCGGCUCGCUUGUUUGACGAGGAAGAUGAAUGA